Frieseomelitta varia is the source of this 11873-nucleotide messenger RNA. It is a transcript of the gene Nipped-A, whose product is annotated as transformation/transcription domain-associated protein. Gene Ontology annotation, molecular function: protein binding; transcription coregulator activity. The record is from RefSeq and is a predicted model, not a curated record. Gene Ontology annotation, biological process: DNA repair; regulation of DNA-templated transcription. Gene Ontology annotation, cellular component: nucleus; SAGA complex; NuA4 histone acetyltransferase complex. The transcript is spliced from 10 exons. Bases 58 to 11403 code for a protein of 3781 amino acids. NCBI's taxonomy places the organism in Eukaryota, Metazoa, Arthropoda, Insecta, Hymenoptera, Apidae.
GUUUUUUAAUGGACCAAACUUAACACAGAUUGAACUUCCUUGAUCAAAACAAUCAAAAUGGCACCACCAGACCCCGUAACUCAAAUGAAUACAUACAAAUCCUACGUAACGAUGCUGGCCGAUCCAGUUUCAAAAGACGAAUUGAAACUGAAGGCCGCUCAGGAAUUGUCGGAAAAUUUCGAGGUCAUCAUGUGCUCGUCACAAUACAAAACGUUUCUCGAGCACAUGAUAAAGAUUUUCCUGAAAAUAUUACAAGAGGGUGAGCCGCACUUUAUAUCGGAGUACAACAUCCAACAAGUGAGGAAGUUGAUUUUGGAGAUGAUACACAGAUUACCCAGCAACGAGUAUCUACGACCGUAUGUGAAACAGAUCCUGAGUUUGAUGUCGAAAUUAUUGGAGACUGACAACGAGGAGAAUGUGUUGGUCUGUCUGAGGAUCAUCAUCGAACUGUACAAACAGUAUAAGCCAACUUUUAAUCCUGAAAUACAAUAUUUUUUGCAAUUCGUCAAAUCGGUGUACAGCGAGUUACCAAAGAACCUGCCAAAAAUCUUCGAGCCACGACCACCAUUGAGGGUGAAAGAUCUGUCGGAAAUAAAUAUAGAGGCACUUUUGAAAGAAACGUUCACGAUCACGGCCAUACAGAGUGAGAAAAAAGCCGCAGAUGGUACUGUCGUCACUUACAACCUAAUUCCCAAAGCAGUGUUGUCUCUCAAAGUGCUCCAAGAAUUACCAAUCAUAGUCGUACUUAUGAAUCAAUUCUACAAACAGAACGUGCACCAGGAUGUAUCCGACUUCAUCCCUCUUGUGAUAACUACCAUAACCCUGCAACCGAGUCCUCAGCAUCGAGCGUCACCUGGAUUCAACAAGGAAGUCUUCGUCGACUUCAUGGGUGCUCAGAUCAAAACACUGUCGUUCCUAGCCUACGUUAUCAGAGUGUACCAAGACGUGGUGUCUCAACACAGUUCGAUAUUAGUAAAAGGUAUCCUAGGUUUGUUCACGCUGUGUCCAAUGGAAGUGGCUCAUUUACGAAAAGAGCUGGUAAUCGCGUCGAGACACAUAUUGGCCACUGAUCUACGAAACAAAUUUAUACCGCACAUGGAGUGUUUCUUCGAUGAGGAUAUAUUCAUUGGUCGAGGUUGGACCACGCACGAGUCUCUCAGGCCUCUUGCUUACUCGACCCUCGCAGACCUGGUCCACCAUGUUAGAUUAUUGCUGCCAUUAAACGAUGUGUCCAGAGCUGUGCACCUAUACAGCAAGAAUUUGCUCGAUCAAAGUCUUCCGACAGCUGUUCAGAUGGUCUCUUGCAAACUGUUGAUGAACCUGGUAGACACGGUGAGGCAAAGAUCCGACGCUGAGAACAGUACACAAGGCAGGGAGCUUCUCAUGCGAAUCCUUUUGGUGUUCGUAUUAAAAUUCAAGACAAUAGCCAAGAUCUACAUACCCAUUCUGCGUAACAAGGCCAAGCAGAUGACGCAGUUUGGCGUAGAUGUGAAAACGGAGGAUGCUAAGCCAGUUGUUCCUGACUUGAACGAGGAGAAAGAGACUGGAAAGUCGAAAUUUGGCUUUCCUUCAUCGCAAGCUAUGAGCUACAAUGUCGCCGACUAUAGGAACCUGGUGAAAAGUCUGGUGCACGGCGCGAAGGCCAUCACAGCGAACUGCAUUAACAGCAAAACCGGCGAGGUGUCGAAUCAGUCGAAUCAGUUUCAGACAAAGGAGACGUUGGUGUACAUUAAACUGGUGAAAUGGGCUCUGCCAGCGUUGGAUAUUUAUACAAUAGGCCCGCCAACGAUUGGAGCUGUCGCUCAACAGGGCCGGCCAGCUCAGUCUCAAACGAUCCGUACGAGAGAGGAGAAAGAGGUGUUGGAGCUUUUUGGAAACGUUUUUACUCAAAUGAACCCGCAGACAUUCCAGGAAAUAUUCUCAACCUCGAUCGACUAUAUGGUCGAGAGGAUCUUCAAGAAUUGCGCGUUGCAGAUUAUCGGAAGUGCCUUUUUGUCUAGUCCCACGAUAUCGUCCACCUUCGCAACGAUAUUAGUCGAGUAUUUAUUAGAAAGGAUGGGCGACAUGGGAUCGAACGUAGAGAGGAGCAAUUUAUAUUUAAGACUGUUCAAAUUAGUUUUCGGUAGCGUGUCGCUUUUCCCUGCUGAGAACGAGCAUAUGCUCAGGCCACAUCUAAACCAGAUCGUCAAUCGAGCCAUAGAGUUGGCCAUGACCGCAAAGGAACCUUACAAUUACUUCCUCUUGCUGAGGGCUCUCUUCAGAUCAAUUGGUGGCGGUUCUCACGAUCUGCUGUAUCAAGAAUUCUUACCCCUGCUGCCAAAUAUGUUGGAAGGUCUGAACAGACUGCAAUCCGGUUUGCACAGGCAACAUAUGAAGGACUUGUUCGUCGAACUGUGCCUGACAGUUCCUGUGAGACUCAGCUCGCUACUACCUUAUCUACCAAUGCUGAUGGAUCCUCUGGUUUCUGCAUUGAAUGGAAGUUACUGUUUGGUCAGUCAAGGGCUGCGAACUCUCGAACUAUGCGUGGACAAUCUCCAGCCUGAUUUCCUGUACGAGCACAUACAACCUGUAAGAGCUGACUUGAUGCAAGCCCUCUGGAGGACGUUGCACAAUCCUACUGAUCAAGCGCACGUGGCUUUCCGAGUCCUUGGCAAAUUCGGCGGUGGGAACAGGAAGAUGAUGAUAGAGCCGCAGAAGCUCGAGUACAACGAUCGUGAGACCAAUCCGCCGGCUAUCGUCGUUUACUUCCAAGAGCCCACGAAACCGAUCGACUUCCCAGUGGAGAAGAUAGUCGAGACGGCAUUCAAUGCCUUGAAGUCUAGCAACACCGAUUCGUUUUACCGUAAACAGUGCUGGGAAGUGAUCAACUGUUACUUGGCUGUGUCACUGCGAUUGGACGACACCAAUGCCAUUUUACAUAAACUGUUCAUGCAUCCUAGCUUCAAAGAGGGGAAAAUCUGUCAUCAACGAGGAUCGCACUACCAGUGCCAGGACAUUGUCGCGAGGAAUGUUCUACAAACAGCUCUGACGGGAUUGUUUGUUGCUUCAGAGGUUAAAGAAUUGAGGCCGUCUAUAGCAAGCAACGUGGUGUCCAUCGUCAGGCAUUAUACCAUGGUGGCUAUAGCUCAGCAAGCUGGUCCAUUUUCUUUAACUGGAAGGCAAGUUCGUAUGCAGGGUCAAGAUCCUCUGGUUCUGAUCGACGCUCUGGCUGUCAUCAUGGGCCACGAUGAGAAAGAACUGUACAAAUCUGGACACCUGGCUCUGGUUAUAAUACUUGAAACUGCAACAAACAUCCUCGGUUCCAAGGAGAGAGCCUGCCAACUACCUCUGAUGGAAUACCUGUCCGAGAAAAUGUGUUCCUUGUGUUACGAGCGUGCCUGGUACGCGAAGUUAGGGGGUUGCAUCGCCAUAAAGUUUCUCUUUGAAAGAAUGGCGACCAAGUGGGUGCUGAACCAUCUGUUCGUGUUCCUCAAGGCUCUCAUGUUCGUGAUGAUGGAUCUGACGGAAGAAGUGUCGAACGGCGCGAUAGACAUGGCGAAGACAAACUUAGAGAAGAUGCUGAGAGUCUGCGUGAAUCCUGGAGUUCAGGACGGCAACACGGAGUUGAUAGAGGCGCAGAAUAAGAGCUUGUACGAAGUCACUCACGAGCUAGUGAGACAGGUGACCUCGCCGCACACUCUGGUUCGAGAACAGUCCAUGUCCUCUCUGCGAUUGCUCGCCGAAAUACAAAAUAAGACAGUGACCGAGGUGAUGGAGCCGCACAAAGAGGUCCUGGCGGACAUGAUUCCACCUAAGAAGCAUCUGCUGAGACAUCAACCGGCGAAUGCUCAGAUCGGUCUGAUAGACGGGAACACAUUCUGCACCACGUUGAAUCCACGUCUGUUUACCAUGGACCUAACCGAGCACGACGUGUUUUUUCAAGAACUUUUAGCACUCAGCGAGGCGGAGGAUGCUAAUUUGAAUAAGCUACCUUGCUACAAGGCCGUCUCGAACCUCAUACCACUGAGAAAAUCAGCUCUGAGGGCUCUGGCUGCCUGCCAUUACAUCGUGACCUGUCGCGAAAGGAUUUUCGGCGUUCUGUACAAAACCUUGGAGAAACCAAACGCGGAGUUGCAAGAGGCAGCCUUCGAGUGCAUGCAGAAGUUCAUAGCCGGUUUCCAGAUCGACAUGCAGUCCGUCCACGCUAUUAUGCGACCGAUGCUGUCGACGUUGGGCGAUCACAGGAACCUCAGUCUGAACUGCGUCAAGAGACUCUCGUAUCUGACCCAGUUGUUCCCAAGCACGUUCAGCACUGCCCUCUGCGAGCAGCUGUUGCAGCACUUGAAGAAGCUGUUAGAAAAUCUCAUACAGGCGCACAAAGGUAUAUCCAAGUCCGGCGAGAACGAGCAGAAGAUAGUAACGAUCAUAGGGAUCUUUCACGAAAUUCCUGCAGCCACGCCAAUAUUCAUCGACAUCCUCUGCAAAUUUGUUCUUCAAGCGGAGAAGUCGCUAAUGGUCGAAGUAUCCAGUCCGUUUCGCGUUCCUCUGAUGAAGUUCUUGUUACGGUAUCCAACAGAGACGUUGAAUCUAUUUUUGCACGACAACAACGUCAAGGAUCAGCAAUGGAGUAGAUACUUGGAGUUCCUUAUCAAGCGGAAAGAAGGGAAACCGUUCCGCGACGUGUUGCAUGGCAGCACCACCAGGUUGAUCACUAUGCUGCUUGCCCAUUCACAGACGAACUCGAAUCUGAAUCACAGCGAGAAGAGCGAGCUGCAGCAUCAGGCUGUGAAGAUCAUCGCCAUCCUAAUUAAAUUCGACGAACAAUGGCUGUCGAACCAGGGCCAAUUGGUGGGCGCGUUGAAGCAAAUUUGGUGCAACGACGAGUAUCAAGCACUGCACAAGAAGGUCGAGAGCGUGGAAUAUUGCCACUGGAAGGAACCGAAGCUCAUCGUGAAGAUAUUGCUGCACUACUUUCGCCAUCAUCCGAACGAAAUCGAUUUGUUGUUUCAGUUACUACGAGCGACUUGCGACAGAUUCAUUCCAGAUUUCCAGUUCCUCAGGGACUUCUUGGAACACACUGUGGCGCAAGAGUACACGGUCGAAUGGAAACGAAGCGCGUUCUUCAGAUUCGUCGAUCACUUUCCUACAAACAACUUGUCCCAGGAACUGAAGGCCAACGUGUUACAAUUGAUCAUAAUUCCAUGCUUCGCCGUGAGCUUCGAGCGUGGCGAGGGCACGAAAUUGAUCGGCGGGGCGCCGAUGCCGUACCAAGACAAUCCGGAGAAUGUCGUUUCUGUGUUCAUCAGCAAGAUCAUCGAUCCGGACAAUCCGUUCGGCUCAGCGGACUGCGUUCGAAUCUCGUUGCUUCAGUUCUCCUGUCUGUUGGUCGAGCAGGCAUCUCAACAUAUUCACGACGUUAGCAACAAGAGACAAGGUAACAAGUUACGAAGAUUGAUGACGUUCGCGUGGCCAUGCCUCUUAGGUAAGAACUGCGUCGAUCCUACGACAAGGUACCACGGCCACUUACUGCUAAGUCACAUAAUCGCGAAAUUCGCCAUUCACAAGAGGAUAGUCCUCCAAGUUUUCCACAGUCUUCUCAAGGCACACGCGUUGGACGCGAGGAACAUAGUCAGACAGGCAUUGGAGAUCUUAACUCCGGCCAUGCCUGUCAGAAUGGAGGAUGGCAACACAAUGUUGACACACUGGACCAAGAAGAUCAUCGUGGAAGAGGGACACUCCAUGCAACAGUUGUUUCAUAUCCUCCAGCUGGUGGUCAGACACUAUAAAGUGUACUAUCCCGUCAGGCAUCACUUGGUUCAGCAUAUAGUAAAUUCUAUUCAGAGACUAGGUUUCAGUCCAAGUGCCACUAUAGAGCACAGGAGAUUGGCUGUGGAGCUGGCAGAGGUGAUCAUUAAAUGGGAGCUGCACAGAAUAAAGGACGAGGCGGAGAGCGAGUCUGUUAAGAACAAGGCGGGGCCUAUGAAGCGACCUAUGAGCGAAGAUCCGACUGGAAUGAAACGUAUGGUCGCUCAGGCAGCGGCAGGGAGUACAACCGUUCCUGUCAUUCUACCUAGGAUGGAACCAGGCUCCACUAAACCCAUAGAAAGAGCUCACGCUGACGCUAUCUUAAAUUUUCUGCUUCGACUAGCCUGCCAAGUGAACGACGUUACCACUAUCCAUGGGAAUCCGGGUGAACAGCUGUCUAGACGUUGCGUGGCUCUGUUGAAGAUGGCAUUGAAACCUGACGUCUGGCCGCAGUGCUGCGAUCUUAUGUUGGGCUGGCUGGACAAAGUUUUAGCCAGCGUGGACAGUGCUCAGCCCAACUACGGCAACAUUUCGACUGCCCUGGAGGUUCUCACGUUUCUACUUGGCACGAUGAAGAGGGAACAAAUCCUGUCGAGUUUCAAAUCGUUGCAGAGAGGUAUAGGUGCUUGUAUAGCGAGCAGCAACACCAAAGUCAUUCGUUUGGUUCACGGAUUGUUGUCACGUUUAAUGACCAUUUUCCCCGCAGAGCCUACUUCUUCUACGGUUGCCUCUAAGUACGAGGAACUGGACACAUUGUACACCACUGUUGCGAAAUUUGUCGUUGACGGUUUGGCCACGUACGAGAAGAACACCACGGCCACUCCGAGCACGUUAUUCGGGACGCUGAUGAUGCUCAAGGCAGCUUGCACGAACAAUCCGAGUUACAUAGACAGAUUGAUAACUCCGUUCAUGAGGGUUCUUCACAGAAUGGCCAAGGACCAUUUGCACUCGACUCAGGCGGAAGCUAAUCCAGUUGGUAGCGAGCUGUUGAUACUGAGCUUGGAUCUAGUGAAGAAUCGCGUGGUAGUCAUGGGCGUGGAAAUGAGGAAAACGUUCAUCGGCUCGAUCCUGGUCGGCUUGAUCGAGAAAACCCAAGACAUAAAAGUGAUGAAAGCCAUCACGAAGAUGUUGGAAGAGUGGAUGAAAAAUAAGAAUCCCAUCGCCAUGAAUCAGGCGCCCAGCCUGCGGGAGAAGUCUAUUCUUUUAGUGAAAAUGAUGCAGUAUGUGGAGAAACGUUUCCCGGAUGAUUUGGAGUUGAACAGGCAAUUUCUGGAACUGGUUAAUUACAUUUACAGAGACGAAACGUUGAAAUCAUCUGAACUAACGUCGAAAUUGGAGCCUGCUUUCCUCUCGGGCUUGAGAUGCGUCCAACCUCAGAUACGAGCGAAAUUCUUCGAGGUGUUCGACGCAUCAAUGAGAAGACGGCUUCACGAUAGACUUUUAUACAUCAUUUGCAGCCAGAGUUGGGACGCCAUUGGUCCUCAUUAUUGGAUCAAGCAGUGCAUCGAAUUACUCCUCAUCACCGCCAAUUCAACCACUCAGAUUCAAAUGUCUAAUCAGGAUACCUUGUUGCCGAGCGUAACUUCUGUGAUAAACAUGGCGGACAGCGAGGAACACAAGAACUUCAUAAUAUACAGCUCUAUAAAGGAGGAGCCUCAGGACAUCUCUGAAACAGCCGACAUAAAGGAUGACAUUCUGGACAUGGAUUUGUCUAACGUUGAUUCCGCCAUUGUCCCAGAGGAGAUCAUCACUUCGGGGAAGGCAUCGUUGACACAGUUGAUCGCCAGACAAGCUGAAUUUAUAGAACGUGCCAAGAAGAUCAGAACAGAACAAUUGUUGUUAGCCACGGCUCAACUUUGUCACAUGGACACAAACUUGGCGGAACGUGUUUGGCUGGACACUUUCCCAAGAAUUUGGAGCAUCUUGGACGAGCAUCAGCACAACACUUUAAUAGCCGAGGUAGUGCCGUUCGUAUGUAGCGGUACGCAUGUCAUUCAGAAAGAUUGCCAUCCCAGCGCUAUAGCUACAUUCGUCGAAGCAAUUUCUCGCUGCAAUCCUCCAGUGCCCAUGAGGCCAGCCUUGAUGAAGUACUUGGGUAAAUCUCACAAUCUCUGGCACAGAAUGACACUGAGUUUAGAGCAAAUGGCGUUUGACAAUGGGAACAAUCAGUUCAAAAUUAAGAGAGAAUCAGAUUGUUAUGAUUUUGAGCCAGACAAUAGUCCUCACGCCGAGAUUCUAGAUUCGUUGUCUGACAUGUAUUCCUUGUUGUUCGAGGAGGACAUGUGGUCUGGUCUCUGGCAGAAACACGCUCACUAUAAGGAAACUUUGCAGGCCACUGCGCUGGAACAGCAGGGAUUUUUUGAGCAAGCACAGGGUGCCUAUGACGUGGCAAUGACAAAAUUUAAGCAAGACUAUGUGUCAACACCAGCACCAUUUAAAAUACAACGAGAAGCAAUGCUCUGGGAACAACAUUGGAUAAGAUGUGCAAAGGAGCUGAAUCAAUGGGACUUGUUAUUGGAUUAUGGUAGCAAGAAGGUAGAGAAAAAUCCUUUCUUGAUUCUUGAGAGCUCUUGGCGUAUUCCUAAUUGGAGUAUGAUGAAGGAGGCCCUUGCACAGGUGGAGCAUAAUUGUGCAAAGGAGAUGGCUUGGAAGGUGAAUCUGUAUCGAGGUUUCCUGGCGAUAUGCAACAGUGAAGAUCAACAUCUAAACGCUGUAGAACGGUAUGUGGAGUUGGCAUCUGGCUUAUGUAUGCGUGAAUGGCGUCGAUUACCUCACGUCGUGAGCCACGUGCAUCUACCCUUGCUGCAAGCGGCGCAACAGAUCAUGGAGCUUCAAGAAGCGAUGCAGAUACAUCAAGGGCUGUUGCACGGUAGAAGCACAUCGUUGCACGACAUGAAAGCCAUCGUGAAAACAUGGAGGAACCGAUUGCCUGUGAUAGCCGACGAUUUAAGUCAUUGGUCAGAUAUUUUCACCUGGCGUCAGCACCAUUACACAUUCAUCUCGAGCCAUUACGAUUCGCAACAAGACCAAACGAACAACCACUCGAUGCUCGGUGUCCACGCGUCCGUCCAGGCAAUUAUUCACUUUGGUAAAAUAGCCAGGAAGCACAAUCUGUGCGGCGUGUGUUUGGAGUCAUUGUCGAAGAUCUACACAAUACCCAGCGUGCCUAUCGUCGACUGUUUCCAAAAAAUCAGGCAGCAGGUGAAGUGUUACUUACAGAAGGCGUCGGUCAGCGGUAAAAACGAGUUGCAAGACGGUCUAGAGGUCAUUGAAUCUACGAAUCUGCGUUACUUCACCAAGGAAAUGACCGCGGAAUUUUAUGCACUGAAGGGAAUGCUGUUAUCGCAGAUAGGCAGAUCAGACGACGCGAAUAAAGCGUUCUCAGCCGCUGUCCAACUGCAUGAUACACUGGUGAAGGCGUGGGCCCUGUGGGGUGAUUAUUUGGAGCACAUCUUCACGCGCGACGCACGCCAAAUUUCCAUUGGGAUUUCGGCCAUCACUUGCUUCCUUCAUGCCUGCAGACACCAGAAUGAAUCUAAGUCGAGGAAAUACUUGGCCAAGGUUCUUUGGCUGCUCACCUAUGAUGACGAUAAGUCCUCUCUGAUGGAAGCCGUGGAGAAAUAUGCUGUAGGCGUCCCACCGAUUCAGUGGUUACCUUGGAUACCUCAGUUGCUGAUGUGCUUGGUUAGACACGAAGGAAACGUGAUUCUGAAUUUACUGAGCCAAGUUGGAAGGAUGUUCCCGCAAGCUGUGUACUUCUCCAUCAGAACUUUGUACCUCACGUUGAAGAUUGAACAGCGCGAGAGGUAUAAGAGCGCUGAAUUGGCCGCUGGAAAGAAUCAGGAAGGUGUGGAGGGUCGUGGAGCUGCAGGGAAUGUGCAGCAACAAGGAGUACCUGAAACGGGACCAAUUCGAGCCACGCCACCCAUGUGGAGGUGUUCGAAGAUCAUGCAUAUGCAGAGAGAUAUUCAUCCUACUAUUUUGUCUAGCUUAGAAGGCAUCGUGGACCAAAUGGUCUGGUUCCGAGAAACUUGGUACGAAGAAGUUCUGAGACAGCUGAAACAAGGUUUGGCCAAGUGUUACGCAAUAGCAUUCGAAAAUCGUGGCGCUGUAAGUGAAGCAACCAUAACUCCCCACACGUUGAACUUUGUAAAGAAGCUGGUCUCGACUUUCGGCAUAGGAAUUGAGAAUAUAUCUUCCUCUCAAAAUGUGAACAACACGUUUGGUUCGGCGGGUUCAGAGUCUCUGGCACGCAGGGCUCAGGCUACCGUUCAAGAUCCCGUUUUCCAAAAGAUGAAGGGUCAAUUUAAGAGCGACUUCGACUUCACUGUACCUGGAGCAAGAUUACUUCACAAUCUGAUCAGCAAGCUGAAAAAGUGGAUCAAAAUUCUUGAAGGAAAGACGAAGCAGUUACCAAAGUCCUUUUUAAUCGAAGAAAAGUGUCGCUUUCUUAGCAACUUUAGCCUAAAAACAGCCGAAGUGGAAUUACCAGGCGAAUUUCUCUUACCCAAACACUCGCAUUACUACGUAAGAAUAGCGAGAUUCAUGCCAAGAGUCGAAGUUGUUCAACGACACAAUGCAGCGGCUAGAAGAUUACGAAUUCGUGGACACAACGGACGUUUGUAUCCAUACCUGGUCGUCAACGACGCUGGAUUGGGCGACGCAAGACGCGAGGAACGUGUUCUUCAAUUGUUACGAAUGUUAAAUCACUAUCUGGCUAAACAAAAAGAAACCUCUAGAAGGUUCUUGCAUUUCACCGUUCCUCGUGUGGUAGCUGUUUCACCGCAGAUGCGACUGGUUGAGGAUAAUCCUGCUUCCGUGUCUUUGCUAGACAUUUACAAACAAGGCUGUGCAAAAUUAGGUAUAGAACACGAUGCGCCAAUAGCUAGGUAUUACGACAGAUUGGCCACGGUACAAGCCAGGGGUGCACAGGCGAGUCAUCAAGUUUUAAGAGACAUACUCAAAGAAGUGCAGACGACGAUGGUCGCCAAGACGAUGCUCAGAGACUGGGCGGUGAAGACGUUCCCUGGCGCAACUGAUUACUGGACCUUCAGAAAAAUAUUUACUCUGCAACUAUCUUUGAGCUGUUUCGCGGAGUAUGUGCUUCAUCUGACAAGGUUGAACCCUGAUAUGAUGUACGUGCACCAGGAUUCAGGUCUGAUCAACGUUGCUUACUUCAAAUUCGAUGUUGAUGAUACAUCCGGUGAGCUGGAUGCCAACAGGCCAGUUCCUUUCCGAUUGACACCGAAUAUUCUGGAAUUCCUCACCAGUACAGGCGUCUCCGGACCUCUAACUGCAAGUGCAAUUGCCACAGCUCGUUGCUUAGUCCAACCAUCUUUCAAAGUGCAUACGAUUCUUCGUGCAAUUUUACGAGAUGAAGUAAUUGCGGAUCAUAACAAGAAACAAGAGGAUGCUGAGAAUUCGUCGCAGGCUCCGACAGACAUGAAAGGUGAACUUCUGAUAACGAUGGUCACUCGUGCAGUGAACGCGAUCGUUGGAAGGCUAAAUUCCUUGGCCAAUUUCGAUGUGACCGACAGUAAAGUUAGCACCCUGGUCGCUGCAGCCAACAGUCAUGAUAACUUAUGCCGAAUGGAUCCUUCUUGGCAUCCUUGGUUGUAAUUGCGUUUUCUCAAGAACUAUUUGUGCUUCCAAUUCCGAACGGAUAUAUAGAGAAAUUGAUGGAUGUGGAUGAUUCUCAUAAUUCGUGCAGAACUUGUAUUAUUGUUUGUACUAACUUAGAUUUCAAUUGCGAGAAACAGCUACAAUCAUUGAUAUUCUCUGUACUACUAUCAUUAUUAUUUUUUUUUUUUUUUUUUAGUUUCCGUGUAAUUUCAGUCUCAAGGAAUAUUAUAAGUCGUGUAAAUAUUGUGCAGAAAUGAAUGAUUCGAUCGAUUUACUUCAAUGAAUUUAUUCUUUUGUAUGACAUACAUGUUUAUAUCGUAAAAAUUUUCGUCCCAAAAAUAUUCCAUCUGUAUCAUUUACUGUACAUACUAUUUUUUAAGAGUAAUUUAUAAUAAUUCGUCAGAAAGUGUUUAUAAGUUUAAAGAACAAAAAAGAAACAGAGAGAAAUAAACUAUCUAAAAUAAUUA